Molecule: messenger RNA, 1116 nt
Organism: Striga asiatica
Lineage: Eukaryota; Viridiplantae; Streptophyta; Magnoliopsida; Lamiales; Orobanchaceae
Source: the annotation of a GenBank genome assembly
AUGCCUCAGCUAGAUGUGGAAAGGUUGAAGGUAUCGAUCCAAGGGCGCCCCCCUUUUGUUUCGCUUUUAUCCCAGAUGAAGCAGAUGAGAGUAGGGGCGACUAAAAGUAGCCUAUCGGCGAUACAGAGCUCUGAAUUAUUUACUCUGCCUCAAUGGGAGUGGGGCAAUAGGGUUGCACAUGAAGGAGAGGCGGAGGAGCGUAGGAUGUGGUUGGUACCUCCUCAAGGUCCCAUACGAGUGAUCUAUACGAGGCGCUUCUUCGCCUUCCUAGCUGAGACCAAGUCUCUCGAGCCUAGUCCUUUGAAAGCUCAUCCAUUCCCGUCGUCUAUUAAAAGACCUAAAGUGAAGGAUUUCUCAAUAGGUAAUGUUGCACCAAGACCCAACCAAAGGGCCACUGCGAAGAUCCAAAGAAAAGGAAUAGAGGAAAGAAGUUCAGUCAAAGUUUGGAGACCCUUCGUCGCAAAGAACGUAUUUGUCCACAACUCAGACAGUUCACUUUCGAACAUCGACUUCAUGCGGCCCGUAACUUCCGAGCCCAUUCCCCACCUUCCAUCGAACUCCAUUUCGGAUGCAAACCUUGGUUUGUGCAAUAGGCAAGUAUUCCUGUUCGUGAGACAUGGGAAAAACACCUUUUUCUUUGGACAUGGAAAGCGAACGUUCAGAAACGGCAGACACAAGCGGAAAACUGCGCUGCCGAGACCAUUCAGGAUUGGGAGACAUCGCUCAGUGAUACAUCACCGCUCAAGCUUCGACGUAGCGAAAAGGGCAGUAAGCAAGCAAGGAAUUGAGUUAGUCAAUGAUACAGCAGAACCCUUCAACGCAAGGUUCGAUGUAAUUGAGGAGAUACCGUCAGUGAUCCAUAGAAAGCUGAUAUCAUUCUGGGGCGCGGGGAGAGCGAACGAAGAGUGGGAACGGAACCUACGUCCGGUCUUUGGGGUUAAUCGCUUCCGGGAAGAGAAGAGCCCGAGAAGAAGUGACUGUAGGGGGAAGACACGAACGAGUCCUAAGGGGAACAUGGCAUACGUCAGUGGUGCUUCCAUAUGCCGGAUUGGUAGUCUUGUUAGGCACAGUCUUAGUGUUAUGCCUGUUAUCCACAGUCGACACCGCUAUCCAUGA